GUUCAGUCUACACCAACUCAAGCUACAAUUUGGAAACUUGACCCAAAGAAAUUACUUGACUUUGAAGUCAGAAAUGAAAUCACAAAAAUUCUUCAAAGCUGCAAUGAUAUUAGCAAGUAG
Scutellospora calospora is the source of this 120-nucleotide messenger RNA. The record is from the annotation of a GenBank genome assembly. Lineage: Eukaryota; Fungi; Glomeromycota; Glomeromycetes; Diversisporales; Gigasporaceae.